GAUGUGAUGAGGACUGUAAUGAGAGAUAACGUCUGUGUACACGACUCCUCACGGAAGUACAAAUAUGGAGGACAAAACUGAGCAGACGUUUCCCUUCAUGGAUCCGACGAGGAUCAGCUUUCUGAAAAGAGUCAGCAUUGAAGGCCAGCUGAAAGACAUCCACCCCGAAGUGAGGGUGUGCAUAGACGGGAAUCAGAUACAAGUGGUGGGGUCAAGGAAAUCUGUGUCGGACACCGGAACCUUGAUUAACAACAUCCUGGAGGAGACUGACCUGUAUGAAAUGACAGUGAAGGACCCAUCGCGUGUCAGACUUCUCCAAACGGACGUAACGCGGAGAUAUAUUGGAGGCAAAAUGUUACAGAAAGGUCUUCAGGCAGUGUACGAAACUUGCAACGACAAGAUCAACGUCCGAUGCAAGCGUGGAGAGUUUGAUCGAGUUCGGGUGGUCAUAGACUCGGCCAUUGUCAGUGAAGAGGUUGAUGCUUCGGAAAAUGGUGUUGAUGCUUCGGAAAUUGGUGUGACACUCCGUCGCAGACUUGAAAACUUUAGAGAUUGUACGGAAGUGGACGACAAUCAAAUGUGUACUCGCAUCUCAGUACAUGCCGACAAAUACCAGCCCGUGAUGCAAAUCGUUGAUGCCGUGAAACAGUCGAGAAAGGAAAGGACUGCUGAUAGUGGGUUUGGAGACGGAGGAGAAUGUCAGGAUAAUGGUGGCGUAAGUCAGGAGAAACCCAACGGCCAUGGAGAUGAAUCAGUCUUGUACAGCGAAAGGUGUAAACUCCAAAUACCUGGCAUUGAAAAUAUUAUGAGGUCCGAUCGGUUUCAAGAACUUUUGGACGAAGCAGCACAAGGACAAAAUGCGUCAGUGGCAUCGUGUCAUGUCAGCGAAGAACAAGGGAAAAUUUCCAUCAAGGAGGGCAGGCUGGAGGAUAUUGGGUUCAAGGUGGAUGUGAUAGUCUGUGCAGCCGCCAGAAACCUGGACCUGAGUACUGGUGUGGUGGUCAAGGCUCUGUCCGAAGCUGCGGGACCCGAACUUCAGAAGCGUUGCGAAGAUAAAUUCAAGGUUGAGGAAAUGAAGACGACCAGUGUGACGGUGGUGCCACCCUAUCAUCUGAACUGCAACAAUGUACUCUUCGUUUGCCUCCCACACUGGGACAAAAGGCAGGAAACAGAUAGAAAAGAGAAAUACCAAUCAAUACUCAAAGAGUGCCUGGAAAGAAUAUCAAGAAUAGAGCCGGUUCCAUCGUCAAUUGCAGUUCCGGCUCUGGGCUGCGGCAAUAUUGGAUUUCCACGUGAACUGGUGGUGGACCUAAUGAUGGACACUCUGAAGCAGUAUAUACGGACACAUCAAGUUGAUGUACAUGUCAUCUUACCUCCUCACUCCCAGGAUAUAAGUCAGAUUUUUCAAACAAGACGGGAAGCGUUUCACAUCGGAGACAUCAGGCUGACUGUAAGAAGAGGGGACAUUCUGGAGGAACAGACAGAUGCCAUUGUCAACAGUAUAUCAGAGGAUCAGUCGCUCACUGGUACACUUUCAACAAAACUGGUAGAACGGUUUGGAGAAAAAUUCGAGGCGGACUUUGCAAAACAUAGUUCAACACUUCAAAGAUCAGGAUUAUCUUUUUGCAAGGCCUGUAAACCAUGGACUUGUAUAGUACAUCUUUUCGCCAAGGAGGAAGAACGGAACGGAUUGGGUGGGAGCAUUGCUGUCAUGCUUGAGAGAAACUUGGGAAAAAUUCAAACCAGCGUCUUUAGCUUUCCCUUGUUUUGGUGUGGGUUCAGGUAUAUCUCCUGAACAACAGUGCGAGUUUCUGUAUGAUGCCAUACAACAAUACCACGCGGGCUACUACAAGAAGAACCACGUCAAAGAUGUAAGGCUAAUAGUCUUUCAUGAAGGAGAAUUCGAUCG
Molecule: messenger RNA, 1909 nt
Organism: Haliotis rubra (blacklip abalone)
Lineage: Eukaryota; Metazoa; Mollusca; Gastropoda; Lepetellida; Haliotidae
Exons: 12
Coding region: 65-1795 (576 amino acids)
Biological process (GO): negative regulation of gene expression
Cellular component (GO): cytoplasm; nucleus
Molecular function (GO): transcription corepressor activity
Source: RefSeq, a predicted model, not a curated record